Striga hermonthica is the source of this 774-nucleotide messenger RNA. The record is from the annotation of a GenBank genome assembly. NCBI's taxonomy places the organism in Eukaryota, Viridiplantae, Streptophyta, Magnoliopsida, Lamiales, Orobanchaceae.
AUGUCCAAAAACAGAGUUUCAUUACCCAUUGUGCUUGCAGUUUGCUUCUGUUGUCUCGUCGUUAACGCCAAUGCCUUCACGGCUUCCGGUUGGACUCAAGCUCACGCGACCUUCUAUGGAGGCAGCGAUGCUUCCGGGACAAUGGGGGGUGCUUGUGGAUAUGGCAACUUGUACUCGACCGGGUACGGGACAAGGACGGCUGCACUGAGCACGGCACUUUUCAACGAUGGAGCAUCGUGCGGACAAUGUUACAAGAUCAUGUGCGAUUACAGAGCGGACCCACAAUGGUGCAAGAAGGGGACGUCCGUGACUGUAACCGCCACGAAUUUCUGCCCACCGAACUACGCUCUCCCGAGCAAUAACGGUGGGUGGUGCAAUCCUCCGCGCCAGCAUUUUGACAUGGCUCAACCGGCAUGGGAGAAGAUCGGAAUCUACAAGGGCGGCAUCGUGCCCGUCUUAUACCAAAGGGUGCCUUGCAAGAAGCACGGCGGAGUGAGAUUCACGAUCAACGGCAGAGACUACUUCGAGCUGGUCCUUAUCAGCAACGUGGGCAACGCUGGGUCCGUCCGAUCAGUCAAGAUCAAGGGCUCAAAAACAGACUGGGUGGCCAUGUCCAGGAACUGGGGUGCCCUCUGGCAGUCAAACUCCUAUCUCAACGGUCAAUCUCUGUCCUUCAUGGUCACAACGAGUGAUGGCAUCACAAAGACAUUCUUGAACGUUGUCCCGUCCAAUUGGGCUUUCGGGCAGACGUAUUCGAGCCCACUUCAGUUUUGA